Molecule: messenger RNA, 2741 nt
Organism: Pogona vitticeps (central bearded dragon)
Lineage: Eukaryota; Metazoa; Chordata; Lepidosauria; Squamata; Agamidae
Source: RefSeq, a predicted model, not a curated record
AUGGAAUUUUGUACAGAUAAAAGGGCUCUCUCUUGAAUUAAGCCUAUCCCGCCCCUUUCUCUGGACCUCAGCCCAGUCCAGGACCAAAGCGAGGGGAAUGGGAGUGGCUAUUUUAUGAGAUAUGAUAUUUGUUUCCCCCGCCUGCCCGCCCCCCCACAGCUUUGACACUGAGCUGAAAUCAGGAUGUUAUGACAGCAGCAUCGCCCAGUCAGGAAUGGACCGAGGGUGAAAAAGAGCCAGGGCAGAGUCUAUGCCAAACGCCAAGUGCACACAGCUUGCAAUACCAGAGCACGGCUGAGUAUCAGGGAAGAGUGAAAAGGGUACGCUGUAUCCGUUCUUGUGCUCUGAGCUGCCUACCUCGCAGAUGUCUGCCAUCCACUCAGGGGUACCUGAAAGGACUGAUGGAACAAAUACAGGACCAAAACCAGACAGGGAACAUUCUAAUAACACCACUCCAGAUUCAGAGUUUGCGGAAUCUUUCAGAAGCAUUCACGCCUCCAAAAAACAUGGAUACAAGCCUGGCCCCAUUAAGUCCAGUGAAGAUUUGUCACUUGUUUCUUCCACUCAGCUAGCAGAGAAAGCUGAAAAUGACCUCCCUCUGUCCUCCACCACCACUACUGUCGCCGCCUCUCCAUUUCAGCAGGGGAAGGCCGCUUGUCACCAUCCCUACCACGUCAAUGGCUGUGGGGCUCCCCACACUCUGGUGAGGCAGCAGCCACAGGCGUCAAAGAAACAGCGCAUCGGCUCCACCACCUCUGUCUGCACCAACAGCAGUAAGAAGAGCCGCAGGUCCACGGCAAGUAAGACAAGCUGCAAGUCUACCGCUUCUCAGAUCCAAGAGGUGGCUGGGGAUGAGCUGUGUGCCACUCUCCUCUUGGCUUGCCUCUUCUGCCGUUCUUCUGACAUCCUGCCUCUUCUGUCUGAAUCCCUUUGCUGCUCCAGCUUUCCACUGCCAGUCAGCUGCAGCUCACGGCUUCUGGGGGUUUGCUGUGACCCUCAAGGCUGCUGCUGCUGUUGUUGCAGACCUGAGGGCCUAGAGUUUUGCUACCAGACGGACCGCUGCGCACAUUGUGCCCUUGCCUGCCUCUUCUGUGAGUUCCUGUCUCUCUGCUCUCUUGCUCUGGAUUGUGGGGGCUGUGGGGGCUGCCUGGAGGCCUGCUGUGGCGGGGACAGAGGGGACUCUGUGGCGGAGGCCUGCUGUGGGGAAGCAGGUGGGGGGAACUGCCCGUGUGGAUUAGGCUGCGGCAUGCUCCAGGAUUGCUGCAGCUCCUCCGACUGCCUUGAGAUCUGUCUAGAGUGUUGCUCUAUCUGCUUCCCAGCGUGAAUUCAAGGACUGGCUUACAACGGCAUCCUCUGUUGUUUCAGGCUGCAUUACGGGGGUGGGUGGGUGUGUCCCUUUAAGAAUCUCCUUUCUGACUACAACACAUGGCAGUGGACUCUUCUGAGCCAGCCCUCUCUAAUAGAACAUCCUCAGACAAGCUCCUCCCUCUUUAUAAAAAAAAAUCAUAGCAGGCAAAACAUAUCCUUGUGUGCACAUGCACACCCAAAACACAGAGCCAGAUGUCAUCGCUUGUAUUAAAUGAACCAAGGGCUAGACGAAAUUGUUUCAAUAAUGUGAUAUUUACCUUAAGACAGUGUGACACCACGGGAAAAUUUAAUUUCUGUUCCACAUGGGCAAUGGAGGGAUUUUCCUUCUGCCUUUGUCCUGUUUCCUCACAAAAGUGUGCAGAACUUACCAGGUUUUGUGCCUACCCUGCCAUUUUAAAAGCAACUUCGUUUUGAAACGAUUUCUCUCUACCUCUUAAAAAAUGUUUUGAAAAUUAAUCUCCUGCUGGAGAUUCCCUCCUGUUUUUGCUCCGUUUGUUUUUGGUCUCUUUGGGGAUUUUGUUUUGUUUUUAUGUUUCUUUUGCUAAUUGAUUGCAGACUUGAGUGCCCAAUUGAGAAGCUGUAACUAUGGAAAUGAAUGUAAUGUAAGUGCCAUAGCGCUAAACUCUGUCCCUGCAACACUAGCAAUGAAAAGAAAUUAGCCUUCAGGACAGAAGAAGGAAAAGCAUGGGAAGUCAAGGAUUUUGUCACUUUUACUGAAGAAAACCUUGCAUCAUGUGGAUGAGGGGUGGGAUUAUCUCUAAAUCAGGUACAUUUCAGGAAACAAGAUGUCCUUCUGGAUAUGCCAUAAGCUAUCUUAAUGCUGUUAACAUGCUAAAUUCCAAUUUCAUCCUGAAAUGUCAUCUGCUCCAGCAAUUUUUCUUUACUACUCUGAUGUUACCAAAAAAAGGCUCUUGUCAUGUCAUGGUAACAGAUGGGAACCUCUCAUUUAAAAAAGAAACUGUGAUGAAAGCAAACCUUAUACUGAUGCUGUGAUGAAGUUACUGGAUGUAGCAGAAUUAAGGAUCCUGCUACCGCCAUGUUCCAGAGCUACAAAAUGCCUGUUCUGUGUUCUGAUGGGGGUGUGUCUUGAUUUAAACCAGCCUUCUUCAAGCCAGUGCCUGCCAGAUCUGUUAGACUACAACUCCUGUGACUCCAGCCUGCACAACCAUUGGGCAUACCUCUUGGGAAUGAUAGGAGUUGUAGCCCAGUACCUUCUGGAGGGCACCAGACUAUGGAAGGCUGGUUCAGAUUUGUUAAUCCUAGAUGCUCUGAGUUGGCAUUUCCCAUGCCUGGUUAUGUUCAGAUGCCUGGAAAUAUAUUAUUGCGUUGAGAAUGACUAACUGUAAAUUAAAUUAAAGGAAUAAAAGAAUAGA